CGAGAACUGCAACACUGCUGGGUUGCACCCAAAAGACAUCUAGCCAACUAGAUACAACUGUGGGAAGCAUAUAGAGUUAGCAUCCUUGUUAAUUGCUUUCGAAACCUUGUAGAGUCCAUGCCCUGACAAAUUUAGGUUGUUCUGACAGGGACGGGGGGGAUAUUUCCCUUUUAAUGUAAGAGCUUUUUGAAAAGACUGCCUGAAGUUUCUGCCUGCUUUUGGUGGAAUGGAGUUUUUGCCAAUCUGGUGACGUCACCAGUCGGUAAACUACUUAAAAUACCAAUCAGAGAGUUCUAAACCUCUCUGCCAGUAACAGCUAGUUUUCCAUCUUCCACUCCCCACUCAGACCACACCUGACAGUCCUAGCAAAAUUCAUGCUUGAGAAAUUGCUCAUGCUAAGAAGCUAUUUUUGUUUAUUUCUGACCAUUUGAAUUGAAAACAAUCACAAAACCACUACGGGUGUGUGAUAGCUUCUCCUUUCCUGUGGAUGGUUUUCAUGAUUGUAAGGUGAAUGUGAAUUCUGACAUGGCAUGUAGUACUGACAACAUGUUUCUCAUUGGCCUCUUUAUGUCAGGUGUUUUGGCCUGUUUUGGCCAAAGACAUUUGAUCACCACAAUGCCAGAGAAAUUGGAUGUACUGAGUGGCUCCUGUGUUCAAAUCCCAUGUGCAUUUGAAGUUCCUCAAGAUUGCUCUACAUUUAACAGCACAUUAAUUACCUCCGGAGUGUGGAUUAAAGAAUCACCGUACUUUAGUGGCAGGCUGAACAUUGUGAUAUUUAACAGUAGUAAGACAUACAACACCUAUCAAGGGAAGAUAACUGGAAACAUGUCCUGGAAGGACUGCACCACAGUCUUCUUCAAUGUAACCUCUAGUUACACUAACAGCUACUUCUUCAGAAUUGAGAGUAGACCAUUCAGCGCAACAGACCCUGAGAAGUCUGUUCUUAUAGUUGUCAGAGAUUUGCCUCUCAGACCCAAGAUUACUGUCUCAGGUGAGAUGAAGGAAGAGAGGCCUGUCAGUUUGAACUGCUCUGCUGCAGCACCCUGUCCCAAACACUCUCCUAAACUGACAUGGACUCUCCCAACCCUGUUUACACCUGAGAACCAACUGCAAGAGAAUUCAGAUCAAACCAAAUCUGUUCUCUCCACGGUGAUAUUCACUGCUUCACACCUUCAUCAUGAGAAGAACAUCACUUGUACUGCAGUCUACCCAGUAGGAACAAGCAACAAGACAGCUGAACAUACCAUGACGCUUAACGUUUUAUUCUCUCCUAAAAACACCUCAGCCUCCCUCAGUCCAGCUGAUCCAGUAUCAGUGGGAAGUUGUGUGAAUCUGACCUGCAGCAGCACUGCCAACCCUCCUGUGACAAACUUCACCUGGUUCCAGAUUUGUGGGGGUAAACCAACACAGGUAGCAUCUGGACAGACCUACACCAUCAAUGUGACUGUUGGUGAUGGAGGGAUGUACUACUGUGAAGCAAGAAAUUAUCACGGCAUUGAGAAGUCAAUGAAAGUGCUUCUAGCUAUUGAAGGGCAAGAAGAACCUCUUAACCCAAGGGUUUUGGGAAUCGCAGGAGCAGGAGGAACCUUGGGAGUAAUUUUGCUAAUCAUCCUGAUCACUUUCUUUGGAUGGAAGAGAAAAUCUAGGCUCGCUGAUGGACUUGAAAGGACAGACAAUCCACUGGGACAGAACUCCCCAGUUGGGAUGGUGUAUACUAAUCAGGCCAUGACCAGAGAGGAACCAGAGGAACCAGCAGAAGACCAGCCUGAGGAGAUCCACUACGGUGAGAUAGACUUCUCCAAACUUCGGCCCAAAGAGACACCAGCUGUAGCCCUGGACAGGGAACAGGGGCAGGAGAGUGAAUACGCUGAAGUCAGUGUGACCGGGAGAGGGGCCCAGGAACCUCCAGUUAAAACUACUUCAGGAUCGGUGUCCGUUCCACGGGAUGGUUGAGCUAACGUAGGCUAAUGCAAUUAGCAAGAGGUUGUAAGUAACAAGAAAAUUUCCCAGGACAUAGACAUGUCUGAUAUUGGCAGAAAGCUUACAUUCUUGUUAAUCUAACUGCACUGUCCAAUUUACAGUAGCCUUUACAGUGAAAGAAUAACAUGCUAUUGUUUGAGGAGAGCGCACAAUUUUGAACAUAAAAAGUUAUUAAUAAACAAAUUAGGCACAUUUGGGCAGUAUUGAUACCAUUUUGCAAUGGUUCAUUGGCUCAGUCUAAUAUUUUGCACAUACACUGCUGCCAUCUAGUUGCCAAAAUAUAUAAUAUAUGUACCUGGGCUGGAAUAAUACAUUAGGCCUUUCUCUUGCAUUUCAAAGAUGAUGGUACAAAAAAUAAUACAAAAUAACUGUUUGUUUUUUCUUUGUAGUAUCUUUUACCAGAUCUAUUGUGUUAUAUUCUCCUACAUUCCUUUCACAUUUCCACAAAUUUCAAAGUGUUUCCUUUCAAAUGGUACCAAGAAUAUGCAUAUCCUUGCUUCAGGGCCUGAGCUACAGGCAGUUAGAUUUGGGUAUAUCAUUUUAGACUAACAUUGAAAAAAAAGGGGCAGAUCAUUUAACAACCUAGAUGGGGUCUAUGCACAAGUGAAUAAGAAAAGUGCAUUUUAAGCAUUUUGCCAAUGGAUAUUAAUUAUUUUUAUGGGCAGUAUGUAUUUUGUAAUUGUUUUCUAUUAGUAUUUAGUUGUUAUAUUCACCAUUUUGGUCUCUUUGAUUAUUUGCAUAUUUGUAGAAUUUUCAAGGAUGAAAAGUGUUUAACUGUUACUACAGUGGUGGUUGGAUGAUACUCUUUAUUUUAACCAAUUUAUUUUGAGUACUGAUUUCACAUAGCAGUUUAAGGCCAUAUAAAGUCAAUGAUGACUGAGGAAAGAAGAAACACAAUUAGUUGUAAAGACAAUGGCCUGAUGCAAGACAGGAAGUUGAUGAAGUAAGUGUACAUUUCCAGACUGAUGAUAAAAUCUACUGGUCACUAUUUUUCUUUUACUUUAAUGCAGUUGCCGGAAUAACAAAUUAUCUAUUUUUUAUGUCUAUUUCAAUGUUGUACUUAUCAGUUUUUAUGUUGAGCAAGAGAAGAAAUUGAGGCUGAAUUUGAAGUUUAUUAAUUGCAUUGUAAUAAAAACCUUUACAUUUAAUGUCCAUAAUCUCUUGCUCUUAUUUGAUCCAACAUUUUACAUACAGUAUCUCAUGCCUAAAAGUUAUAUCAUCAUUUUGUGAAGACUAUGUUAUACUGAUCGCACUAUACGCUUUUGUGCAUGUACAUAUGGUUGUCCUUGUUCGGUGGAGCCAUUGGACGUCUUUCAGCGAAGUUCCUAUCGGCGGAUUCAGGCCAACA
This is a messenger RNA of Oncorhynchus masou masou (cherry salmon), 3328 nucleotides long. RefSeq names its product B-cell receptor CD22-like. Lineage: Eukaryota; Metazoa; Chordata; Actinopteri; Salmoniformes; Salmonidae. The record is from RefSeq and is a predicted model, not a curated record. Bases 526 to 1953 code for a protein of 475 amino acids. The transcript is spliced from 9 exons.